Messenger RNA from Arabidopsis lyrata subsp. lyrata, 6829 nucleotides. Its product is annotated as helicase protein MOM1. The transcript has 16 exons. Gene Ontology annotation, biological process: heterochromatin formation. Lineage: Eukaryota; Viridiplantae; Streptophyta; Magnoliopsida; Brassicales; Brassicaceae. The record is from RefSeq and is a predicted model, not a curated record. The coding region runs from base 320 to 6577 and encodes 2085 amino acids.
GUAAGCGUAGGAUAAAAAUCGGACACUCGAGAAACGCCGGUGCCAAAAGAGAACGCUCCGUACAUAAUUCUGCAAACGCAACUCUCGUCUUCUUCAAACUUAAAAUUUUCCGAAACCCCAAACACCGUGAGGAUUGCAUGGCCUGAAGAAGCGCUUAAUCGAGAAUUGUGCUGGAAUUCUCAAUUUCCAGAUUUUCCCUCCCGUUUUUUCACACUCUCGGAAUCGGAAAUUGCCACCAAGCUCGUGAAGCGAUAGAUUCUGACCAUCUCACUUUCGCGCAGGUUGUUAGCGUCUUUUCCGUUUUGUGGUUUCAGAGAAUAUGAAGAAAGAUGAAAAGAAUAGUUCGGCGGGGAGAACCAUUUGCACCAGAUCCCUAGCAGCUUCAAUUCCUGCCUCAGCUGAACACGAAACCCCUGGUUUGAGGAGGUCAAGCCGGGGAGCACCAUCUACAAAUCUAAUAACUCCAGCCUCUGCUACUAGAAAGUCAGAGAGACUGGCUCCCUCACCUGCUUCUGUUGCGAUAAAGUCCGGUGGAAUGGAGAAGAAUUACACACCAAGUCCUCUGCGAAGGUCCAAUAGGGGAAAGAAUGUAGUAUCCUUGCAGAAUUCCAAAGGAUCAGAUAAUUCUGGCAGGAACGCAGACACUUCAUCGUAUAUUGAGCAGAGGAAGGAUAAAAGGAAAAACAGUGUUGAAGAGUCGACAAAUAAGAUCAACAAACAGGGGCCUAUAAUGUCAGCCCGAAGUUUCAGGGCGUUGUUUAGAGGGAAGCUCAAGGAAUCCGAGGCAUUAGUUGAUGUUUCUCCAAAUGAAGAGGAACUAGUAGUUGUUGGUUGUUCUCGCCGCAUACCUGCAGGCAAUGAUGAUGCUCAAGGUAAAACAGAUUGUCCACCACCUGCAAAUGCAGGAUCAAAAAGGCUGCCAGUUGGCGAAACUAGUUUGGAGAAGGGCACUGACUUUCCUUUGAAAUCGAUUACGGACACCGAAAAUAUGGUGCUUGAUGCAUCCCCCAUAGUUGAAACUGGGGAUGGCAGUGUUAUUGGUUCUCCAUCUGAGAAUUUAGAGACGCAAAAGCCUCAAGAUGGUAACACAGAUUGUCCACCACCUGCAAAUACAGAAUCAAAAAGGCUGUCAGUUGGCGAAACUAGUUUAGAGAAGGGUACUGGUAUUCCUUUGAAAUCAGUUACGGAGACCGAGAAGAUGGUGCUUGAUGCAUCCCCCAUAGUUGAAAUUGGGGAUGACAGCGUUAUAGGUUCACCAUCUGAGAAGUUAGAGACACAAAAGCUUCAAGAUGGUAACACAGAUUGUCCACCACUUGCAAAGGCAGAAUUAAAAACGCUGCCAGUUGGUGAAACUAGUUUAGAGAAGAAAUAUCCACAAAAGUUUCAAGAUGGUAACACAGAUUGUCUACCACCUGCAAAUGCAGAAUCAAAAAAGCUGCCAGUUGGCCAAACUAGUUUAGACAAGGACACUGAUUUUCCUUUGAAAUCAAUAACGGAGACCGAAAAGAUGGUUCUUUAUGCAUCCCCCAUAGUCGAAACUAGGGAUGACAGCGUUAUAGCUUCACCAUCUGAAAAUUUAGAAACCCAAAAGCCUUUUGUCAGUAAAACUGGUUUAGAAACCGACAUAGGUUUGCCUUUGAAAAGAAAAAGAGACACUGCAGGAAUUGAGCUGGAUGCAUGUGCCACAGUUGCAAAUGGAGAUGACCACGUUAUGAGUUCCGAUGGGGUCAAUCCAUCUCCAUUUGGGUGCAAAAAUGAUAAUCAACCUGAAAUGUGCAACACAUGUAAAAAACGGCAAAAGGUCAAUGGUGAUUUUCAAAAUCUGAGUGUUUGCUCCUGCAUUGCCCAGCCAGUUGAAGAAUCUGAUCACUUGACACAGGAUAUGAAGGAAACUGGACCAGCUACGAGCAGGGAAUAUGAGGAGAACGGGCAAAUGCAACACGGUAAAUCAAGUGAACCCAAAUUGUAUUCUUCGAUGUACCCAGAGUAUUGGGUUCCUGUGCAGCUAUCAGACGUACAGCUGGAGCAAUACUGUCGGACUCUCUUCUCCAAAUCCUUAUCUCUUUCUUCACUGUCGAAGAUUGAUCUUGGAGCUCUCGAAGAAACUCUCAAUUCUGUAAGGAAAACCUGUGACCAUCCAUACGUUAUGGAUGCAUCUUUGAAACAACUGCUCACCAAGAAUCUGGAGUUGCAUAAAAUCCUGGAUGUAGAAGUUAAAGCUAGCGGGAAACUUCAGCUCCUUGAUGAAAUGCUUACUCAUAUAAAAAAGAAUGGUUUAAAAGCAGUUGUCUUCUACCAGGCAGCACAAACUCCUGAAGGGCUUCUGCUUGGUAAUAUUCUCGAAGAUUUUGUGGGUCAUAGAUUUGGUCCAAAAUCUUAUGAGCAUGGGAUCUAUUCCUCAAAGAAGAACGCUAUAAACAAUUUCAACAAGGAGAGUCAAUGCUGUGUUCUGCUGUUGGAAACACGUGCUUGCAGUCAAACCAUUAAACUCUUGCGGGCUGAAGUGUUUAUUCUUUUUGGAAGCAGCUUGAAUCCAUCGCAUGAUGUUAAGCACUUAGAGAAGAUAAAAAUUGAGUCAUGUUCUGAAAGAACUAAGAUAUUCCGGUUGUACUCAGUAUGUACAGUUGAAGAAAAAGCCCUGAUUCUGGCUAGGCAAAAUAAGCGGCACCAUAAGGCUGUAGAGAACCUAAGCCGUUCUCUCACGCAUGCACUGCUCAUGUGGGGGGCGUCGUACUUAUUUGAUAGGCUGGAUCAUUUUCACAGCAGUGAAACCCCACAUUCAGGAGCUUCAUUUGAACAAUCUAUUAUGGACGGCGUGAUUCAUGAAUUCUCGUCCAUACUUUCUUCCAAAGGUGAAGAAGAAAAUGAAGUCAAGUUGUGUCUACUUUUGGAAGCCAAGCAUGCUCAGGGAACUUACAGCAGUGAUUCUACUCUAUUUGGUGAAGACCAUAUUAAGUUGUUAGCUGAAGAUAGUCAUAGUCCAAAUAUAUUUUGGACAAAGCUGUUGGGGGGAAAGAAUCCUAUGUGGAAAUACCCUUCAGAUACUCCCCAAAGGAAUCGAAAAAGAGUUCAGUAUUUUGAGGGCUCUGAAGAGAGUCCCAAAAUUGGCGAUGGCGGAAAUGCAAAGAAGCGAAAGAAGGCUUCUGAUGAUGUCACUGAUCCCCCUGUAGAUGAUGAUGAAAGAAAGGCCUCUGGGAAGGAUCACAUAGGGGCUUUGGAGUCACCAAAAGUCAUAGCACUCCAGUCAUCAUGUAAAUCUACUUCUGGUGCAGAUGGUACACUGGAUGGAAAUGAUACUUAUGGCUUGUAUUCUAUGGGCGGUCAUAUCUCUGGAAUUCCAGAGGGUAUGUUAGCUGGUCAUGAUUGGAGAAAAAUACCGGGUGAAUCACAGAGGAGGCUCCACGCUGUUUUAAAGCUGAAGAUGGCAAAACUUUGCCAAGUUUUGCAUCUUUCAGAUGCUUGCACAAGCAUGGUCGAAAAUUUUCUUGAAUAUGUUAUUGAAAAUCACCAAAUCUACGAAGAGCCAGCCACCACAUUGCAGGCAUUCCAGUUAGCCCUGAGUUGGAUUGCAGCCUUGUUAGUAAAGCAAAAUCUUAGCCACAAAGAAUCUCUGGUCCGUGCAAAAUCUGAAUUAGCUUUCGAUUGCUCUAGAGUAGAGGUGGAUUAUAUAUAUUCGAUAUUGUCCUGCAUGAAGAGUCUGUUCCUGGAGCGCACACAAGGUUUGCAGUUCGAUUGCUUUGGUACUAAUUCUAAACAGUCAAUGGUUAGCACACAACUAGUGAAUGAAAGUCUCUCAGGGGCUACAGUGCGUGAGGAAAAGAACAAUACGAAGUCGAUGCGUAAUAGUUCAGAGGAUGAAGAAUGCAUUACUGAGAGGAGAUGUAGCCAUUAUAGCACAGCAACAGAAGAUGUCGAAAAGACUAUUAGCGACAUAGAAAAGAAAUGGAAGAAGCAAGUGCAAAAGCUUGUACAAGAGCACGAGGAAAAGAAACUGGAGCUGUUAAAUAUGUAUGCAGACAAGAAGCAGAAACUUGAAACUAGGAAAAAUGUGGAAGCAGCAGUAAUUCGUAUUACGUGUUCACGGACCAGUACUCAAGUGGAUGAUCUCAAACUGCUGGAUGAUAAGUUUGAAAGAAUGUUUGAUGAAAUCAAAAGUGAGAAAAAUGAAUGCCUCAAAAGUCUGGAGCAAAUGCACGAGGCUGCAAAGAAGAAGUUGGCUGAGGAUAAAGCCUGUUGGAUUAAUCGGUUAAAGAGCUGGGCACAAGCUAAUUUAAAAGUUUGUGUUCCCAUGCAAAGUCGCAACAACAAGCAUCUUAGUGGUCUAUGCUCAUCAAACAUUUCCCAAAAUGCUCCUGAUGUACAGAUUUGCAAUGAUAUGAACGUUGAAGGUACUUAUGCUGAUACGAAUUUGCCAGAAGCAGAAAACACAUUAGCAACCAUGUCGGGUGGCAGCACUCAACAAGUUCAUGAAAUGGAGGCUGUAAGAAAUGACAAGAAGAUGGAUGUCUCAGAUUUGUCUCAUGGACAGCCUACAAAGAUUAUGGUUACAAAGAGCCAGUCCAAUGAGCUCGCUUCUAUCACUGUGCCUGAGAUUUUGGUUCCUGCUGGCUGUCAAGAGGAAUUUGCGGCCUUGAACGUGCAUUUGUCAGAAAACCAGAAUUGUGACGGAAUAACGUCUGCGGGACCAGAUGAAGAUGUUUCGUCAAGGGUGCCAGAGGUAUCCCAGCCUCUUGAAAAUCUUGCAAAGUCUGCCUCCCCCGAGUCUUCUUUGAAUAGAGAGGAGGCUUUGGUUACAACAGAAAAUAAUAGAACAAGUCAUGUGGUUUCUGAUACUGAUAACAUUUUUGACCAGCAGAAUAGGGAAGCUUGUUCUCUUGACCAAGAUAUUUCUGACGAGUUAGCGUUGCCUAUGCCACAUCCUGCGUCUGUGGUAGAGACUAGGAGUGCUACUGAAUCUGAUCAGGAUGGUCAAGAUAUAUCUCCUAUGCCUUCUUCUCUGGCUGGAAAGCAACCUGACCCAGCAGCAAACACCCAGGGCCAAAAUCUUGAAGCAGCAAUUGAGCUUCAGUCUACUGGAUCAGAAACAGUAGAGACCACUGAUUUUGCUGCAUCACAUCAGGGUGAUCAAGUUACAUGUCCUUUGCCUUCUUCACCGGCUGGAAAUCAGCCUGCACCAGAAGCAAACAUUGGAAGCCAAAAUAUCAACACAUCAGCUGAGCCCCAUGUAGCUGGUUCAGAGGUAGUAGAGAGUGGUGAUUAUGCAGUAUCAGAUCAGGAAACAAUGGGUGCUCAGGAUGCAUGCUCUCUGCCAUCUGCAUCGUUUGGAACUCAGUCUGACCUAGGAGCAAACAAUGAGGGCCAAAAUAUCACAACAGUGGCUCAGCUUCCCACAGAUGGAUCAGAUGCAGUAGAAACCGGUGGAUCUCCUGUAUCAGAUCAGUGUGCUCAGGAUGCAUCUCCUAUGCCAUUAUCUUCGCCUGGAAAUCACCCUGAUACAGCAGUUAACAUUGAGGGUUUAAAUAACACAACAAUAGCUGAACCUCAUAUAAGUGGAUCAGAUGCAUGUGAAAUGGAAAUUGCAGAACCUGGUCCCCGAGUAGAGCGGUCAAACUUUGCAAGUCUUGUCCAUGAAGGUGGCGUGGAGCAUUCAGCUGGUGUAACAGCUCUUGUUCCAUCACUUCUCAACAAUGGUACGGAACAGAGUGCCGUUCAACCUGUUCCUCAAAUACCUUUCCCUGUGUUCAACGACCCGUUUCUGCAUGAACUGGAGAAGUUGCGGAGAGAAUCAGAGAACUCAAAGAAGACUUUUGAAGAAAAAAAAUCAAUCUUGAAAGCUGAACUCGAGAGGAAGAUGGCUGAAGUACAAGCAGAGUUUCAAAGAAAAUUUAAUGAGGUAGAAGCCGAGCAUAACACAAGAACGACAAAGAUAGAGACGGAUAAGAAUCUUGUUAUAAUGAACAAACUGUUGGCGAAUGCGUUCUUGUCCAAAUGUACUGACAAGAAGGUAUCUCCCUCAGCAGCUCCAAGGGGUAGAAUUCAGCAGCUAGCACAGAGAGCAACACAAGUGAGCGCACUGAGAAAUUACAGUGCUUCGGCUCCUCAGCAGCUUCAGGCAUCUUCUUUUCCUGCUCCUGCUCUGGUUCCGGCUCCUCUGCAACUUCAGCAAUCAUCAUUUCCUGCUCCUGGUCCGGCUCCUCUUCAGCCUCAGGCAUCUUCGUUUGCUUCUUCAGUCUCUCGUCCAUCAGCCCUUCCUCUGAAUUCCGCAAUCUGUCCAAUGCCUCAGCCCAGACAGCCUCUCAUAUCCAACAUAGCUCCAACUCCAUCAGUUUCCCCUGCAGCAAAUCCAGUUCCCAGUGCAAGUCUGCGAUCUCCUGCGCCACACCUAAACUCAUAUAGACAAUCCUCUUCCACUUCCGUCGCCACAGCUACUCCAACCUCGUCAGCGCCUCCUCAAGCUUUGACAUAUUCAGCUGUGUCAAUUCAGAAGCAGCAGCAAGAAAAACAGCCGCAACAGAGCUUGAGGAGUGGAGGAUUGCAGAUGAACAAUGACGUGGUUUGUCUUUCUGACGACGAGUGAGCUAAUAGGAGAGAUGUUUAGGGUUUAGUUGUUGAUUUAGAGAGAGUUGAUAUAUAUAUAUAUAUAUAUUAAUAUGUAUAAGUAGGUUACGUAAUCUAAUUCAGUGAGUCAGGGACCGAGUCGUUCGCUAAGGUCUCCCUUGAAAUGCAACGUUCUACUUUCAUGUAUUAGAUACAGAGUCUGAUCACAACAUAAAGUGAUGAUUGAAAAUACUGUUUAACUUUAUAGAAAACCCAAAUUAUAGAACGACAA